AUGGCCGAGACACCAUACGACCCUUACAUCCCCAGCGGGCAACGGGCCCCAGAUACACAGGGCCGCUCAGUGACGGAGCGGCUUCAAGAGGAACUCGAUGGAGCCAAGAGGGCGCUGCACCACAACAUUGACAGCCUAGCGGAGCGUGGCGAUCGGCUUGAGGAUCUCCGGGACAAGUCAGACCGGCUCGCCGACUCGGCACAGAGCUUCCGCCGUGGUGCCAACCAGGUCCGCAAAAAGAUGUGGUGGAAGGACAUGAAGAUGCGCAUCUGGCUAGCGAUCGGCAUCAUCGUCCUUCUGGCUAUCAUCAUUAUUCCAUCGGUUGUCGCUACUCAAAAGAAGGAUUAA
Messenger RNA from Thermochaetoides thermophila DSM 1495, 348 nucleotides. RefSeq lists its product as uncharacterized. The transcript is spliced from 4 exons. Gene Ontology annotation, molecular function: SNAP receptor activity; syntaxin binding. Gene Ontology annotation, cellular component: SNARE complex; plasma membrane. Lineage: Eukaryota; Fungi; Ascomycota; Sordariomycetes; Sordariales; Chaetomiaceae. The coding region runs from base 1 to 348 and encodes 115 amino acids. The record is from RefSeq and is a predicted model, not a curated record. Gene Ontology annotation, biological process: vesicle fusion; vesicle-mediated transport.